AUGACACACCCAGAGAAACACUUGGAGCAACUUAUGAUACAAACAUGGGAGCAACUUAAGCAACAGACGCCGAGACUUUUCAAUGCGUCUAAAUUUCGUCUUCAGAACUUCAGCACUAGUGCUAAUGACCAUCACUCUUUACUGAAGUUGCACUUGGGAGUGACUGAUUAUGCAUCUUACGUGGGAACGUGCUGCUCAUCAUUAACAUCGCAGCUAUUGGAAGAUGGAGAUCGAUUGCGUGGAGACCGCUUUGCCUUCUUAUCAAGGAAAGUGGGCGUAGCGGCAGUGGUCGAGACUAUCGAUGGUCACGUGGUGUUUAUCAAGAGAAGCAAGAGUGUUGGUCUUUACCAGGAUCUAUAUGAUACUCCUGGUGGACACCCAGAGCCGUCUAAUAUUCAAUUGACGGAGGACAUUCUACAGACGCUGGAGGACAGUACGAGGAUGCAAGUGGAGAAAGCUGCAAGACAAGAAUUCUUUCAGUCUAUUGUGAAUGAAGUCUAUGAAGAAGUGAACGUGUCUCCGCAGCUACAACAGCCGCCAAAGCUACUCGGGGUCGUGCUGCAAACGGACGCGUGCACGCCUAGCUUCUCUUUUCAUAUCAAGACCGAAUGCUCGGCGCAGGAGUUGAAAGAGCUCUACAGGAUUGGACCUAUGGACAAGUUUGAGUCGGUGAAGUUGGAGCUUUUGGCGGUGGAGAGUUUGCUCGCGGAGGGAUCGACGAUACUUGAAGAGCUGCAGCUGACGCCUUCAGCCAAAGGCACGCUAGGACUGUGGAAGCAACACACCCUGCGUGCCAGACAAAAGCCAUAG
Molecule: messenger RNA, 810 nt
Organism: Peronospora belbahrii
Lineage: Eukaryota; Oomycota; Peronosporomycetes; Peronosporales; Peronosporaceae
Source: the annotation of a GenBank genome assembly